AAUUUUUAUUCAAAAACCAUCAUGAGAAUUUUUUCAACUCUCCUCAAUUUAAUACGCAAAAAUUUUAUCACUUACUUCACUUCUCACUUGGAAGGUGUUAUGUCACUAUGUAGCGUUCUCGUUAUCUAAAGAGCGCGUAUGCUACAAGCUAUAAAUGACACAAAUUAGUCAUAAGGACAUCCUGCUUUACACACGUCUUGCGUAAAACGCCAAGUAUAACCUCAUCCUUUGCGUAAUUGCCAAUUCGACGAAAUAUUGCCGAAUUACUAAGCGACACAUUCGUCAGUUUUGUGGGGACAGUUAUGAGCGGCAUUGAAAGGCACCAGAUCACUUUCGAUUUAAGAGUUGUAGAGUUCGGGUCUAACUGGUGUGUUUCACAGUUGUAGAGAAAGUAAACAGGAAUGAAAUUAUUUGAUUUAAUUUAUGCCACUCUCCGUUUGAAAUACUACACGUCACCGGUGCGAUGGGUCCGGAGAAAAUCCUCGAGUUCCGAGUCUGAGAGGAAUUGUUACAACGUGCAAACCUCCCAAGUGACAACUGAGCGAACAACCAACAAAAAAGACAAAAAAAAGAUUCAGGAUAAACGGCGGAGAGUGUGCGAGAAGCGAAAUCCUUUGCUGGACCGCGUGAAGAGUACCAGAUUGAGCUUCUUCAAGGACAGGGAUUCUGACGAAGAGGAUGACAACGAGCACGAAAACGAGGAAGAUGAGAAUGACGAGGCGGAGCGUGUUCAAUUCCGUUCGAUGUGCGAAUUGAGGCAUCGCGGUCUCAUCAGAAAUGAGUUACGACAAUCCAUCUGCGAAUCCGACCUCAUGCAAGAAGAUAUCACGGAGGAGAGCAAAAAGAAUCACGCGAGGAGGAAACGACGCGCCAAGUCGCAGAGCAGGUUGCCGUACAAAAAGCACCAGGAAGAGCGAUUCUCCUUCUUGGGCUUCCGCACCUCGACGCCUCGAAAAACGCGACCUUCUGAGUGGUCGAAGGAGGACUCGGUUCAUCAAGAGGACGCGAUGCCUUACGACUAUCGAUGGGAGAGGGGCAGCAAAUAUUUCCUCCAAGAAAGCCGCAGUCUCGAUCAUCAAAGAGCCGGCAAUCACACAGAGAUGACACCUCAAGCCGCUGACACGAUCCUAAAGAAGGACGCGCGAUUCGACAGUAUCACGCCGUCCAGCUGCCUGGCGGCGAAAUUCCGUGCGAUGCAGGACAGAUAUUUGAAGAGCUCGACGAGCAGGCUGAUCGCCAAGAUCUACAGGAAAGACUGCAAGGACCAACGAGAGAGACGAAGACUGCGUAGCUUCUCGUACGGCACAUUGCCGGGUCUUGAAGAAUUGCGGACAAACCCACUCUAUGAGAAUCACUUGGAUCAGGACGACAAUGACUCCGGCAUCCUGGACAACGAUUCCGCCACCAGCUCGCUUCUCGACGACAGAUGCAGCAGCGGCGCUUCCGGGCCGCUCAAUGGCAGCGGUAGCCAUCACAACGAUUCUUACCUAGGCUCACCUCCUCAGCUUCCACCCAGAAGACCUUUCUCCACCGCCGUAGUGGACGUCGACCGAGCCGCGCGACUGUUCUCUAGUUUGGACAUGUAUCACGACGAGGUGAAAGACCUCGUCACCGAGACGAGUCUCAUUGACGAGUACUCGAGCAUCUGCCAAGCAGCAAACGGUACAUUGAUAGAUCAACGUCAGGUCUCCGCUCAAGUCUCCGUGGAGAAGGACAAAACGGAUCAAAUAAGAAAAGGGAGAAACGCGGAUGAGAAUUCCAGGCGGAAGCGAAGCGGUAUCGGCCUGCAGGCAAUCAAAAGUAAGACCUGCGUGACGGAAACGAUGGUCGUGAAGCUGCUCAAGGAGACGUCCGAUCAGUGUCUAGGGAUCUUCAUAGCGAAAACUGCAGAGUCCAAUCCGGGUUACUUGGUGGCUCACGUGGUGCCGAAUGGAUUGGCCGACAAAGAAGGUACCUUGAGAAUCGGGGACGAGAUUCUCAUCGUCAACGGGAAGAGAUUACGCGGUCUGUGCAUGGCAGAGGCCAGGAGGAUCCUGGGUAAUGGUAGUGGGCCCGGUGACGUCGACAUCGUCGUCUCCAGAUUUUCGGAUGUUGAUCAACGUGCGAGACGGCUGAAGGAAAGCAGCGUGGAUUACGAGAACGUCAGCAUGGAGGAUGGUCAUGGAACUAUCGUCGAGACUUCACCCGGCUCGCACUUCAGGAAGCAUCAGGCUACAAAGAGUCAGCGCGACAGGAAAGACGAGUCAAACAGAUCGAACUCGUCGGAGAAAUUCACGACGAGCAUUGACUGCGGGUUGACACGCAGCGUCUCUAAGUUCUGCACUCUUCCUAGAAGACCAAGGAACACCGUGUCCACAUUCCUCACGGUGGUAUUCGAGAAGGGGACCGGAAAAAAGUCCUUGGGAUUUACUAUUGUUGGCGGAAGGGACAGUCCGAAAGGAAGCAUCGGUAUCUUCAUCAAGUCGGUACUGCCUGGUGGACAGGCCGCCGAAGAUGGCCGUUUGCGCGCAGGGGAUGAAAUAUUGGCUCUGAAUGGCCAUGUUUGUCACGACUUGACACACCGAGAAGCCGUACAGCUUUUCCGCAACAUUAAAAGUGGACCAGUUGCUUUACAUCUGUGUAGACGUGUGAAAAAUCGUGAAACGCAGGUACCGAAAGCCAAGUCGUGUGCAGAUCUUUUGCUCAUAGACACGUGAAAAUAUCGUUCGUUGAAGGCAAAUUGAAUGCGUUACAACAAAACAUGUAUAAAUAUGAAUCAUGUAUAUAGUGUACAUUAUCAAAACUCGCUGG
Messenger RNA from Odontomachus brunneus, 2790 nucleotides. RefSeq lists its product as uncharacterized. Gene Ontology annotation, molecular function: protein binding. The record is from RefSeq and is a predicted model, not a curated record. Lineage: Eukaryota; Metazoa; Arthropoda; Insecta; Hymenoptera; Formicidae. The coding region runs from base 402 to 2696 and encodes 764 amino acids. The transcript is spliced from 4 exons.